This is a messenger RNA of Equus caballus (horse), 7473 nucleotides long. NCBI's taxonomy places the organism in Eukaryota, Metazoa, Chordata, Mammalia, Perissodactyla, Equidae. The record is from RefSeq and is a predicted model, not a curated record.
AUGGUGUUUCCCUCCAGUUUAGGAAAAACGGCUGCUGGAACAUGUUUGCCAUACACAGACUGUUCUCACGGUAACGUCGCGGCGGGCCGGAUUGUGAGGGGACCCCGAAGGCCACCCACUCCCUCUUCUCCUCCUGCAGGCGUCCAUGUCCGGUACGGUCCCCUAGUCUGCAGAGCAGGAAGGACCUGGGAACGUGACGCCUGUCACCCUCGUGACUACAUCACCGCGCGGCGCAGGCGAGGGUCCCGGUCAGUCUGCAGGGGCCUCGGCCCGCGCUGGGGUCGGACGCCCAGUCUCCCGUCGGCCCGCGCGCUGGCGUCGGACGCCCAGUCUCCCGUCGGCCCGCGCUGGGGUCGGACGCCCCAUGUCCCGUCGGCCCGCGCGCUGGGGUCGGACGCCCAUUUCCCGUCUGCUCGCGCGCUGGGGUCUGACGCCCAGUCUCCCGUCGGCCCGCGCGCUGGGAUCCGAGGGGUCGGACGCACCGUGUCCCGUUGGCCGGCGCGCUGGGGUCGGACGCCCGUCUCCCAUCUGCCCGCGCGCUGGGAUCCGAGGGGUCGGACGCACCGUGUCCCGUUGGCAGGCGCGCUGGGGUCGGACGCCCAGUCUCCCAUCUGCCCGCGCGCUGGCGUCGGACGCCCAGUCUCCCGUCGGCCCGCGCUGGGGUCGGACGCCCCUUGUCCCGUCUGCCCGCGCGCUGGCGUCCGACGCCCCAUGUCCCAUCUGCCCGCGCGCUGGCGUCGGACGCCCAGUCUCCGUCUGCUCGCGCGCUGGGGUCGGACGCCCCAUGUCCCGUCGGCCCGCGCGCUGGGGUCUGACGCCCAGUCUCCCGUCGGCCCGCGCGCUGGCGUCGGACGCCCCCGCGAGUUCCACAGCUUCGAGGAAGCGCACUCCGCUGGCCAUCAUGUUGGCUCAGAAGAGGAUCCCAAGCGUCAGACUGCAACGCGGACCUGAACGACACCUGAAUGGCCGCCUCGUGCGCUCCUGAGCAGACGACCGCGUUGAGACUCCUGACGCUGGAAACUGAGAGAAGCCGCUGAGAUUGUGAUUCUACUGGGGAUGAUGAGUAAACUCUAUCAAGGAAAACGAAAGGAGACAUCAUUGCAAAAUAAUUGCAACACAAUUUUGGAAAACAGAAAACAGAAAAAUAUAUUGAUAACAGUAAAAAUAUAUUGAUAGACUGUAACCAAGAGAUGCAGAAGGCUGAAUGUUCUAGGUUCUGCAGGUCCCUGGUCUUCCCGAUAACCUCUCUGGAUCCUAGAAGUCCAGGAAGCAAUACCUUCCAAAGUUGGCUCAAAGGUUUUAAACUGAGAAAAAGAUUCUAAAAGACAGAUGUGUCUUUCCUACAACAUAAAUGGGAUAAAUGUUUAAAUUUAUUUUGCAAAUAAAUGAGAUUACCUAUUUUAGUAACCACCUUUCAGUCUUGGUUUUAUAAUACAUUUUUAGUAUAUCAAUAUAAAACAUAUGUGAAAACCUAAGUUUGUAACUGCAUGGUGCUUGAGUCUUUGCGGAGAACCAAAGCUUGCUUUUACCCAAAAGAAGUUUCAGUCUACUUGCAGAAACAAGAUACAUGUGAAAUAAUACCUAAAAAUACUACAUAUUUAAUGUGUGAUACAGUAAAAUAGUGUAGAUAUCUCAGAUUUUAUAGCAAGGGAAGAUCACUGUUGUCUGGAGAAAGAUAAUUACCUUGAGGAAUGGGUAAGAAUUAGUUACAGAAAAUGAAAAUAACCUUCCACGUGGAAAAACUGCCAUGAGCAAAGGAACAGAGCAAGUUAGGGGACACUUUCACUCUUAGACCAGAGACUUGGAUCAUACCAGUGGACUAGCUUCCAAUUUUCAAGAUGGUUUUAGAGGUAUUGUCUCAGGUGUGAUGGAGGUAGGAUGAGGUGGUGGAGGACAAGGACCCUGAAGGCAGGCAGAUAGGGUUAUUAAUCCCUCCCCCUGCAACUACAUGAUGUGGACUAGAGAAAGUCAGCUUUUAAGGCAAUAAUGCCCAAAGUGAGGGUUAAGGGAGACAGCCUGGGGAAAUCGCCUAACACGGUGCCUGGCACACAGUAGUUGCUGAAUAGGGUUUGGCUCCCUGCUUCUGCCCGCCCAUGCCAUCCUCACGAUACCCGUGUGGAGCAGCAGGAAGAAUGAAACCUCAUUUUAUGGGUAAGAAAACUGAGUCUCAAACAUGUUAACUUAUUUACGAUCAUUAAAGCAGUGGAGUAGACUGGAUCGUCUGACUCUUAGCUCAGUGACAGUGACUUUCUGUGGUGACUGAAACUUUGUAUACACACGAAGAGAAUUGUGAUGGGGGAUUCUUUUCAGUUGAGAUCAGCUGUUUGGUCUUCAUGAGGCCUCAUAAGAUGCUUUCAUUUGAGCGGCUCACCACAGGCCAGUCUGUUCUUGGAUUUUGCAGGCUCAUAACUAUGGUUUUCUGAGCACAUAGAGAGAGUCUCUUAACCUUUCAGGAACAAAUUACAUUAACUAACUUCACAAGGGAAAUUCCUUGAGAAGAAAACUCUUUCUUAAAUAUCUUGCAAACCAGUGCCCAGCAUAGGAUCUGAAACAAAACAGUGUCAAUACAUUUCAUUUGGUCAUAAGAUCAGAGUGCUAAUUUAUUGAUUUAUAAUAAAAAUAUAAAUGCCAAAAGUCUUGGAUACUUGCCCUCUUUGAAGAACAAAAAAUGAUAUAGAACCGCAUAAGACUCAGAAAGGCACUUUGUGAGCAUGCCAUUCAGAGCAAGGAACACUGCGCAGGUUCAAGUAUUUCCUGGCUUUGGGCCUGAUGAGCUAUCCCCACAAGAGAGGUGCCUGGAAUCUCCCAGUGCUUGGCCCCACACACCUUACUCUGAAGAAUGACUUUACGUGUCUCUGAUAACACGAUCUUGCACUGAUUUCCUAGUUUAAUUUUCAGAUCGCUCCUUGCUUUCAAUAUCUGUGGGGUAUUUUGCUCUCUGCCCUCAGUCUGAUGAAGUGGUUGCAGUCUUUUUACCUCUGAAGAGAACAGUGGGUGACAUGGGCUCACUAGCAUCCUCCCCUUCUCUCCUGCGCAGGGGAGAUCAGAAUGCAGCUGAGUGCCAGUGCCCCUUCAAGAUAACCUUGACUUCUCUCUAACUUACGAACCAAAGUAAAUCAUUUGCAAACUUUGAACUAUUAAUAGUAACAAAUUACUUGCAACGGAGCUCACAACAGAUUGUGACACACCAUUGGAUCUUGACCUCUGUGUCUAGUGGAGAAAAUAAGUGGUGGUUUUGAUCUCUUGAAUUUCUCAUAUUUAAGAGGACAGUAGCACACACAGAACAUACAUAAUUUUUAAUUUGACCUGCAUGACAUAGAUACAUUUUGUAUCAUGAGGAAGAUUUCUUUCCUCAAACAUAUGAAGAAAGGAAGAAUUGCAUCAACUCUUUACCAGUUGGGCAUUUUUUCUAUGCCUAGAAAAGAAUGAGGAGAGACAUAUACAUUAUUAUUUUAAAAGAUCACGAGUCUUUAGGUCGUUUAAAAAAAAAAGAAGAAAGAAAACAAGAAAAACACCAAUCUCUAUAUCCCUAGGCUCCUUAGGCUUGAAGAAGAUUAAAUAUGACCUCCAGCUUUCUUUUUUUCCAUUAAGUAAAGAACUUCUAAUUGUAACAGAAAUUUGAGCUCUUAUGAUUUAACUUUGAGCAGCAAUUUGUGUUUUCUCUUCUUCUUGUAUUUGUGGGUCAAAAGAGAGGUCAUUAGGGACUUGGAUUUCCUGUCUCAUCUUUGCUUAAAACUUUGUGGGAAAUCAGCUUUAUAAAACACUAAAGAGAGUCUUGUGCACAACUUCUGAAAAGUCCUCCAUAAUUCUUACUUAUCUAUUUCCAAGUAGACUUUUCUCCCAGGGUGUAGAUCACAAUGAAUCUUUGCAUAGAAAAGAAAUAUCACUAUAUGCAAUAUUUUAUAAUCUUUCUUUUAAUAAGAAAGGGUUACGAUUGUUUUAAUUUUUAUUUUUUUAUAACCAUUUCUUUGAAUACUGCCUGUUCCCUCUCCAUUCCCAACCCCAUUGAUAAUUCCUUAGAGAAGAAAUUUAAAUGAAUUUAUUCACCAAACUUCAUCACUCUUGGUAUCUGCGCCCUGUGCAGCUUCAGUUUUCUUUCUGAAGUGUACCAUAUUUCAUUUUGAAUAAAGAAUCAUCUUCAGCCAAGAAUGCAGACAUUAAAAUGUCUUUUCAUCUCAAGCUUGUAUUGUAAGGAUUUUGCCUAUCAAGUUGUUCAAAGCCUUCACGUUUUCUUCUUUUUCAAGGUUGAUUUGUCUUCUUCAGUGUCUGGGUGGAUUGUCUGAGAGUUGGCAUUCCCUCAUGGCUAUUCCUGACAGUUAAUGGAAUAAAAAUAUAACUUGAUGGGAUUUUCUAGGAUAAACACUGAAUAAUAGUUGUGAACAUUCCAUUAUAAGACCAAAGAAAUGUUUCUCUUUAUUGCAGGGAAAAAGAUAAUACUAGAUACUGAAAAGGCUGAGGGUUUUAAUGACAUUUUCCCUUUCACUAUAUUCCUUAUUUUCUUUUUUAAUAGAUAAGUUACUCCUGAAAUAAAGGGCAUAAAAUCAAGGAAAAAUUAAAAGAAAAAUAGAGGAAGGAUCAACAUGCAGGGGGGAAAAAACCUUCAUUCCCAGGUACUUGGGGACAAUGCUUUUCCAUAUACAAAGCCCAUUAAGGUGCUCUGUGAACAAAAGGGGGAUGCAUUCCUUAUGAAGCAGAAAAUAAGAGAAGAAUUCUGAGAUUACAGCUUCCUUUUAAGGCAGUUGUAGUCUCAGAUGACUUUUUCCUCCUCUGUUUCUAAAGAUAUUAGAAAUAUAUGACCUUAGAGUUCCAAGCCACUGCAGACGUUGUUUAACGGAACCAAUUGUGCACUUCUCCCUGGGGCUCUCCUGACAGAGACCAACACCACAACCCUGAUUUAGCCUAAGGACAGUUCUAAUUAACUUGAACAGACUUGUAGGCAGCAUCUGUGAAGACAAAAUUUAAACCGACACUAACCCUAGCCUAUCCAAACCUGGUUCUACCACCAUGGCAACUCUAUUGGAGAGGUGGGUCCUGGAAGCCAGUCACUUCCCUCUGGCUCUCAUCCUAGUCAGCCUCAUACAUCAACCACAAGGCAACAUUUCUGAUUACCAGUCCUUGUUUAUUCGGGUAUCUUUAUUCUGCUGCGGGCAUGCUCUCUCUCGACUGUUCAUGCCAUUGCUCCUAAACAUUUUUCUUUUCUGUCAUGGUAAACCUCCACUCUUUUAUAAAUAAAUUGAUAUCAUACCUCAGCUUCUUCAUGUGAUACUCGUCCCUCACAGGUUCUUAACAGAAGUCUGGGUCUCCCUCAAGGCCACUGUUUCUAUCUGUUUUGAAAGAAAACUGCUCCUUCUCCCAUACUUUCUGCCCUCGGGUCCAUAAGUGGCAGAAUGUGGCGCUCUUGAGUCCUAGAGGACUCACUUGUGACAUCAGUGAAACUCACCCACUCAGUACAAUAGGAAGUAGAAGAUGUGACAUAUUGGAAGGCACAUGCCUCAUGUAAAUAUAGUAGUUGCCUUGGAGCUAAAGAAGCUUCUGCCGUUCAAGCCCAUAAGCAAACAAACGUUUGCCAGAUCUUCCGAUUUUUUAAAAGAAGCCAGUAAUUCAGGUUUUAUUAGUGAUAUCUCUCUAUUUUAAGUAUUGACAACAAAUUUAAAAUGUCUAAACAAUAUGGAAUAAAUAAAAUUCAUCUCUAGACUGGACAUGGGUUGUAGACUACAAGUUUGAAAGCUUUUUUCUACCCUUUGUAUUCACCAAACUCUUCCUUUUUAGGGGCUAUGAAAUCUAGCUUUAUGAACUUCAUCGAAUUUAAUCUUGACCUGUGGAAUGACCAUGUAACUCAGCCUGCAGAUUUUUAUUCCAUAGAACUUAGUCUUUCCUCUGCAUGCCAUUCCCUUCCAUCUGUAGCUGGGAUUGAAAAUUUUUUUCUGUAAAAAGCCUAAUAGUAAAUAUUUUUUACUUUGGGGGCCAUAAGGUAUGUCACAGCAACUAAACUAUGCCAUUAUAGCAUGAAAGUAGUCAUAGACAAUAUCCAAAUUAGUGAGUAUAGUUGUGUUCCAAUAAAACUUUAUUGGGACUUUUUUAAAAGCAGGUGGUAGGCUGAAUUUGGCCAGUGGGUCACCCAUAGUUUGCUGACCCUUGACCUCAAAAAUGAAGAACGAGUUCCUUAGCGUGGAAUGUAAGACCCUACAUGAUUUGUCUCCUGUCUGCUUUCCCAGCUUUAUCUCUUAUUCCUUUCCCUGUGAUUUAACCAGCUGUGAUAAUAAAUCACAAUUAUCAUUUAUUCAGCACUUUAUAUAUGCCAGUUACUGUUCUAAACCUUUACCUAUAUUAAAUUUUGUAAAUGACAAAAAAGUAAAUAAAAAGAGGUACAAUAUAGCCACCUUCACUUUAUAGAUGACUGAGUUGAGGCAUAGAGAGAUUAAUUGAUUUGCCUAGGGUCACACAGACAAUAUAGUAGAAGAGCUAGGAUUUGAAUCUAGACAGUCUGGUUUCAGUGGACUUGCUCUUCACUGCAAUAUCAUCCAGGCUUUCUGAGGUCUUCUCCAAAUCCUUGUAAUGGGAAAGACUGUACCAUGCUAUUCUGUGCAUAACGUUCCCUUUAUCCAAUACUCCCCUUUCUACUUCUGCCUGAAAAAACUAGAUCAAGUGUUUCCUCUUUUGGCAUGUCUUCCAUUACAUCACACUUCCACACUGAUAGGGUUUAGAUGCUUCCUAUUCUGGACUUAAUAGCUAUUUCUGAAUGUACUGAUUAAUGCACUUAAAAAACAAUCAGCAAUUGUCUACUUUUGAAAUUAGUGAUUUCUUUCAGAUCAGGGUUUAUCAAUCUUUACGUAGCUCCUGAAACAGUAGGUGCUCAAUAGUUGCUUGCUGAAUUGAAUUCAAACGUUAAUUUAUCAUAGAGUUUACACUAUUUCUGAUUUAUCCAUCAGUCCUUUUUUUGGUGGAAGGGAUGGUUAGAGUCUUGGUUUUAUUUGCUUCAGAAACAGAUCUUGAGACGGAUUCAUGCUCAAGUAGUUUAUUUGGGAAGGGAAGAAAACAGUGGUAGAAGAAUGGGGAAGUGAGACAACAAAAGAAAGGCAGCCAACGAAGUGAACAUUAUCAAGGCACCUCCCGCUGUGGUCCACGAGAGCUUAAUCCUACUGGGGAAACCCUGAAAGUCAGUGCAGAGCAUUCACCUCAAAGUUGUUCUACCUGAGGAAUAAGGUUGCCAGGGCAUUUGUGCACCAAUUCCUUUCAUUAACUGGUUAUAGGCUACUGCUGGGGAAGUUAAUUCCCAAACACAGCCAGAAUGCUGCACUGGGGGCCAAGCAGACUUUGUUAGUUUGCGCAAGCCUGCAGGCAAAACGUGCAGGUGUUGGAAGCUGCCAGUCCAGCUAGUGUGUGCUAAAGUGUGAAUGCUGGUACCUAGGAACAGAGUGCCCACAGCACCUGCUCCAGGUUCCCUCUAGAUUUCUGAGACUGAUUGUAAGGUGA